AAAUAUCCCGGAAGUGACAAAAAUUUCAUGAAAAAAGACAUCCUUUUCUCAGAAUCUAUUUCGUCAUUCCAUUCAAAGCGAACAAUUUAGGAAGGACUUUUAGUUUCUGGCUUAAGCUGUCUUUAAUUUUCAUUGAUUUGGUAAGGCGGAAGUGGUUUUUGAUCAGGUUGAACUUGCACACAUCAUUCCCUGGCCCUACAUCUACAUGAUAGUACAUGCCCUAGGAACCAAAAGAGAAAGAGCUGAGUUUGCCAAGUAAAGUUUAUGUUCAGCUGAUGUGGCAUUUAUAACAAUGACAUCAGGCAGUGAAGUUGAUGAUAGACGGAAUUGCUGGGUUUGUUUUGCAAAUGAUCAGGAUGAUCCAGAUGCUCCUUGGGUCAGACCUUGUCGGUGUCGUGGGACGACGAAAUGGGUUCAUCACUCCUGCCUCCAGCGAUGGGUAGAUGAAAAACAGAAGGGAAACAGUACAGCCAAGGUGUCUUGUCCACAGUGUAACACAGAGUACAUCAUAGUGUUUCCCAAGUUAGGCCCGGUUGUGUAUGUGAUGGAAGUUGCUGACCGUUUCAUCUAUAAGGUUUGCCCAUUUGUAGCUGGUGGUAUCUUUAUUGGGUCAGUCUAUUGGACAGCUGUUACAUAUGGUGCUGUUACUGUCAUGCAGGUCCUUGGUCAUAAGGAGGGUCUCGGGGCAAUGGAGAAGGCUGAUCCGUUGUUCCUCCUGAUAGGACUCCCCACAAUCCCCGUCAUGUUAAUCCUGGGUAAAAUGGUUCGGUGGGAAGACUACCUUCUCAAGAUGUGGAGAAAACAUGCAUCAAAACUGCCUCUCAUCAGUUAUUUAUUUCCAACAGAACCUCAGGGCAUUUCACGGAUUCCCGCAGAUUCCUCAACCAACUUUUCUGAUCCGAUCUCAGCUACUCGAGUUCUCUGCGGAGCAUUGAUCCUACCAACCAUUGCUACUGUUGUUGGGAAGCUUAUGUUUGGAAAUGUACAAUCAAAUUUUCAAAGAACUUUACUGGGUGGUAUUGCAUUCAUUACAAUAAAGGGGGCGCUAAAAAUCUACUAUCGGCAACAACAAUACAUGAGGCAGGCCCAGAGGAAGAUCAUGGAUUUUCCCGAGGAAUUGUUACCAGUGUCAAAAACAAGCAAGCCAAUGGAAUCGACAUCAUAAAAUCAGGGCUUUGAUAAUGGGAAUGUAGGGUUGUGUGUUUGUGUGUUAAGUUUAACAAGAUGAGGAAUUUCUGUCUGCUCUUUUGUAAUAUCAGUAUAAAUGGACAUCUUAGAAUAACGUACGGCCCGCUUGUUCAAAUCAAGUUAGUCGCUUACCUUGGAAUUAGAUUAACUUUUACUCAAGUCUGAUGGACUUGACUGAAAGAGAUAAAACCAAGUUGAGGUUAAUGCCAUUGACGUACCUUGUUGUGAACAACCAUGUCCAGCUUGGCAUAGGGGCUUCUUUGUAAGAGUUUUAGAGGUAAUGGGUGAACAGUGGCUGUUCUUCACUGGCUGUGGCAUGAGCAUGGAUGACGGGCUGAUUUCCUGACACUGGACGCAGGUUGAGAGAACUGCCCAGGACAGGAGGAAGUGGAGGAAUCUUGUGGGAAACAUAUGCUCCACAUGAAGUGAGAGGAUAUAAGUCAUGUAAAUCAAAGAUAACCCAACCCAAGCCGAGGCAAGCAAAUGUAAUGUGUUGGUGAAGUUGUUUUUGUGGUGGGUUGAUCUGAGUCUGAUCACUUGAGAUGAAAGCUAAACUAUGGUUGUGUAUGCAUGGUGGGUAAAGGUAUCGGUUUGCCUAAGAGAAAUACACGCUCACCUUGAGAGGAAGUGACAACACAAACGAAACACACAGUAUUAGUUCAUUUAUUAUUUUUAUCCGAUUGUACCCCUCCAACACUGUAAUGGGAGGGCCUGUCGAUAUCUACACCAAGACGUCACAGGGUAUAUCCAUUGCUCCAGGAAGCGCCUUACUAGUGCAUCGUUCCACAUGGAAAGGUUCGCAUGGAGGACCACCUCUGUCCUUUACCGAAAGAGUAGUUUUGAUGUCUCUAGUUUGUAUGUUUCGUGUCCCCCACCCGUUGAGACGCUUUAGAGCCAUUGCAUUUUUUAGCCUGCCCUAAGCAGGAUAGCAUGGUUGUUGUGCAUGGUAUAACAAAGCCGCCUGCUUAUCUCCUCAGAUCCUUCUAUGUCCUCGUCAUCAUCGCAGAUGGAGACAGUAUCACCAGUAGUCACUCAUCGUCGCUGUUGCAUCUUUUGAACAGCCAUCGUAGUUUCUCAGCACAUGGGCUGCGAUGCUUUCUAGCUUGUAGCACUUCAUGAGGACAUGGUACGUUGCACGAUAAUGGUCCUUAUUCAGUGUAGAAUAGAUCAUGGCAUGAAAGGAUACAUCUCAUCUGUAAUCUAUUCCAGAGAAAGUGUAGAACAGUUCUUACAGUGCUCUCACUGAACAAUAUUUUAAGUUUUUAGUGUGUCUUUUGGAAGAAGGGUGAUUGUGAUAGCCUACAGUCCAAAUCACAAUUGUCAUCCCUAAAUUUGUGUCAUUGACGUGUUAGUGGCACGUGUUUGAUGGGCGCGUAAAAUAUGCGAAACAGAGAGAUACACGCGUCACUUGUGCAUCAUUGAUGCGCAACUAGCGUGUACGUUACAUGUCAAUGACGCAAAGCAGGAAGGAUGUCAAUUGUGAUUUGGACUGUAUGUUUAUCUUGUAUAGACUUUAUCAUGCUAUUAAUAAUUGUUCCUGUUCAUUGUUUAUAUGAUUAAAACAAUUGUAAAUUUCAAUUUGAUGUAAAUUAAAUGAUAUAGAAU
Messenger RNA from Lineus longissimus, 2793 nucleotides. RefSeq names its product E3 ubiquitin-protein ligase MARCHF5-like. The transcript is spliced from 7 exons. The record is from RefSeq and is a predicted model, not a curated record. Gene Ontology annotation, molecular function: zinc ion binding; ubiquitin protein ligase activity. NCBI's taxonomy places the organism in Eukaryota, Metazoa, Nemertea, Pilidiophora, Heteronemertea, Lineidae. Gene Ontology annotation, biological process: protein polyubiquitination; regulation of mitochondrial fission. Bases 293 to 1165 code for a protein of 290 amino acids. Gene Ontology annotation, cellular component: mitochondrial outer membrane.